AUCAUUUAGCCCCAAUUAAAAUUGGGUUAUGACAGUUGCCCCCUCUUUACUUGUCUUUUGUAAAAUGAAAAGUAAAGAAUAAAAGAAUAAGCCAAUUUUAAGCUUUGAAAACAAUGCAUAAGUGAAAGUUGCAGUCUUCAUCUUAUCUUUUGCAAGAUGUGGUCUUCAUCUCUUGCAAGAUGUGGUCUUCAUCUCUUCUUCUUCUUGAGAUGUGGUCUUUAUCUAGGAUGUGACUUCUAAGAUGCGAUCUUCAUCUUAUCUUUUGGAAGCUGUGGUCUUCAUCUCUCCUUCUUCCUCAGAUGUGUUCUUCAUUUCUCCUUCUUCCUUAAAUGUGGUCUUCAUCUAGGAUGUGACUUCUAAGAGAUGUGACUUCUAAGAUGCGGUCUUCAUCUUAUCCUUUGCGAGAUGCGGUCUUCAUCUUAUCCUUUGCGAGAUGCGGUCUUCAUCUUAUCCUUUGCGAGAUGCGGUCUUCAUCUCUCCUUCUUCCUUAGAUGUGGUCUUCGUCUUUUCCUUUGCGAGAUGCAAUCUUCAUCUCUCCUUUUUCCUCAGAUGUGGUCUUCAUCUAGGAUGUGACUUCUAAGAUGCGGUCUUCAUCUUAUCCUUUAUGAGAUGCGGUCUUCAUCUCUCCUUCUUCCUCAGAUGUGGUCUUCUUCUAGGAUGUGACUUCUAAGAUGCGAUCUUCAUCUUAUCCUUUGCGAGAUGCGGUCUUCAUCUCUCCUUCUUCCUCAGAUGUGGUCUUCAUCUAGGAUGUACUUCUAAGAUGCGGUCUUCAUCUUAUCAUUUGCGAGAUGCAGUCUUCAUCUCUCAUUCUUCCUCAGAUGUGGUCUUCAUCUAGGAUGUACUUUUAAGAUGCGGUCUUCAUCUUAUCAUUUGCAAGAUGCGGUCUUCAUCUCUCCUUCUUCCUUAGAUGCGGUCUUCAUCUAGGAUGUGACUUCUAAGAUGCGGUCUUCAUCUAGGUUGUGAUUUUCUAAGACGUAACUUUGUCUCUCUCUUCUUCUUUUUUUUCUUUUUUUUUGAGAUUAAACUUCAUUUCUUCUUCUUCCUAAGAUGCAACUUCAUCUAGGAUGUAAGUUUCCAAGAUGCCAACUUCAUCUUUUCUUUUUUCUAAGAUGCAACUUCAUCUAUGAUUUGAUUUUUUAGGACACAACUUCGUCUUCUUCUUCUUCUUCUUCUUCUUCUUCUUUUUUAAGAUGCAAUUGGAUCUCUUCUUCUUUGACAAUGAUCUUUAAUUAGAAUUUCUUCAAACCUCAAAUAAUUUGUGCCUCUUGCC
Messenger RNA from Rubroshorea leprosula, 1270 nucleotides. NCBI's taxonomy places the organism in Eukaryota, Viridiplantae, Streptophyta, Magnoliopsida, Malvales, Dipterocarpaceae. The record is from the annotation of a GenBank genome assembly.